AUGGCUCGGGAACUGACGAGCUACAAGGUGGACGUCGCCGCAAUCAGCGAGAUCCGUUUUUCCGAGCAAGGCCGACUGGAGGAGGUGCGUGCCGGUUAUAUCUUCUUCUGGAGCGGUCGCCCCAAAGCAGAGCGACGGGACGCGGACGUUGCCUUUGUAAUCCGGAACGACAUCGUGAAACCACUGUCCUAUCUGCCACAGGGCUUCAACGACCGACUAAUGGUCCUGUGCCUGCCUCUCCGGGGAGGCAAAUUCGUCACCAUCGUCGGUGUUUACAUUCCCCUGAUAACCAGCCCUGACGCCGCAAAGGACAAAUUCUACGAGGACCUGCACGCCCUCCUGGCGACUGUGACUUAG
Molecule: messenger RNA, 357 nt
Organism: Spirometra erinaceieuropaei
Lineage: Eukaryota; Metazoa; Platyhelminthes; Cestoda; Diphyllobothriidea; Diphyllobothriidae
Source: the annotation of a GenBank genome assembly